CGUUGACAAGAAACGUCACAGAUCUUGCCCGAUUGAAUCGACUCUCCAUAUUGAUUAGGGAUUAUUUGCGAAUAACAUACAUUGCCUUUGACAGGGAGACACCGUUCAUUGUGUUACUGGAGUGUUAGCGACAUAUCAUCAUUUCAUUUUUCUUAAACUGGACUUACUUCUGGAUGUACACCCAUUAUGAUACUUGAAGCCAUGCGGACUAAAAGUCGUGAGAGACCGCCGAGCAGUUUGGCGAUGUCUGCGAAAGAGCGAUACGAUCCCUUGCUUUGGCCAGAGCGUGCGAAGCCUGGUGAUAUUGAGACAUGUGCUAGUAGGUUGAGUAAUGUGACAUUUCUCUCCCUUCCAGUGGGCAAGUGCCCUCUAGAUGACUACCCCAUGACCGUGGACCGCGGCCAGGUUACCAGGACCAUGUGUGAUGUACGCCGGUUGAAACGCAAGGAUCAAAAUAAUCUGCUGAAAGCUUCCCAAGUGAGUGAGACUCUGUACCGGCACAGUCGACGGAUGUUCAACUAUGCGCUGAGUAGGGCUGGGGAAAUUGACCAGGUGGAUUCGCCCAAUGCGAAAGCUACUCAAAGCCAGUGCUUCUCAGGCCCGACCAGGGCUGGUAGCCCUAUAUACUAUAAAAGGAUCCAGGUCAUGAAUGACAUCAGAACCAGGCCCGUCACAGUGCCCCCUGAUGCCAAGCGGUUGAUGCAUGAACGGGGCGGAAAGAUGCUGCCAGUUAUCAAACGAACAUUGGCACGAAGCAACGAGGACUUCCGAGUUCAAAUCAUCCCCAUGCCGCCGAGAUCUGCAUGUCCGAGCCAGAUGUCUAGUCACCCAGAUGUGCUGCUGGUGCCAAAUGCAUCAAUGGUCGAGGACAGAGAACAAGAAGUUGCAGACGACAUGAACGAUGACGCCAUGAAAGCUCCCGACUCCGUUGAGGAAGAACCUGAAGUGAUUCCAGUUAAAUCCAAAAAGAGUUUGUCUACAAAACAUGGCGGUGGCAAACGACGGGUAACCAAACAUUGGGUUGAUGAACUCACAGUGUCCAGUGAUGGGUCAAAUCGUGACCAGCAGGACCAAAAGACAGCAGGACAAACGACACAAAACCAAGGUCAAGGUCAAGAAAAUGCAAAUUCGGUCGAGAGAAAACUAAAUGGGGAAGUCGAAAAUGUGAACUUAGACAAUGCGUUUCAGGUAAAAAUGGGUGAGAAUGGUGAAAUAAGAAGUUCCGAUGCACUGCCAGACAGGGAUAAUUUUAUUCUGACUCUUCAAGAAUUACAAGAGAAACAGUUGACCCUCCCAGAGUUCAAAUGUCCCAGCUCCGAGGAGAAGUCGCGUGAAUAUGCUAUUCGAGAAUGGUUAAAACACACCUCGUUCACGAUUGGAAAUCGUAAUGUGCCACUUUUUUAACCAAUGAUGUAUAUACGUAUAACGUCAACUAUUAUUCAUAUCGAAUUGGGAGGUUUAUGGGGUAACUGAUAAAUCUCGAAAUAAAAUCAUGGAAACGAAACGAAACGAAAUCAUUUUCUCUCCAAUACGCUUGGAUUCAGGGCUUUUUCGGAAAUUUAAAAAUUACCCGGCGGUGCGUUUUGAUGACACUUCCCUUCAACCAAGAUAAACUCGUUGUUUCCAAAAUUUUAACUGUUAACAUGGUGAAUGCCGUAAUUGAUACUGAGAUCAAAAUGGGCAAAAUGUUAACACUGGGGUCUCAUAUCUGUAUCCAUUGGCAUUUGUCGAAUUAUCAGCUCAUUCAAUGAUUACGAGGUUGACAUUCUAAUGCAAGCCUGAGGUGCACGUAUAAUGUUUCUAAUUUCAUAGAACUGCACGUAAAUUGUACAGGACUCAAUACGUUUGCACAUACGUGCAUGCCAUAAACAUAUAAAAUGUAACUACGCUAAAAAUUAUAAUGUUUUUAAAAAAUUGUAGUUCUUUUUUUGUUUUCUGGGUUCCUGUGUACAAAUUGGAGUAAAUUCUUUUUUCAGCCUAAAAGGUUUGGAGGAUUGCAAUUUCCUGUUAAUCUGUCGUAGAUAUAUUAGCUCGACACACAUGCCACAAGUACAUGGACAUUUUACAUGUAUAGUAAAUAUCAUUUGACAAUUUUUACCCUUACCGGAUAGAAUGUAAAAAUAGCUUUGUCGCCUCUCAAUUCAGAAAAAAGCACGAAUCUGAUUACACCUCUCGAAAUAAAUAGCCAGCACAUCAUAGAUCUUUAAAAUAGAAAACUUAAAUAAAGACACCCUUAAAACCUUUUUACAUGAGUGGUUUGAUAUCCUAGUAAUUAAAACAGGAAUAAUUUUGCUCUAGACAUAUUCUUAAUGAUUUAGUCUAGU
Molecule: messenger RNA, 2324 nt
Organism: Lineus longissimus
Lineage: Eukaryota; Metazoa; Nemertea; Pilidiophora; Heteronemertea; Lineidae
Exons: 2
Coding region: 187-1404 (405 amino acids)
Source: RefSeq, a predicted model, not a curated record